Hyaloscypha bicolor E is the source of this 456-nucleotide messenger RNA. RefSeq lists its product as uncharacterized. NCBI's taxonomy places the organism in Eukaryota, Fungi, Ascomycota, Leotiomycetes, Helotiales, Hyaloscyphaceae. The annotation marks the transcript as partial. The record is from RefSeq and is a predicted model, not a curated record. The transcript has a single exon.
CUUCAGUUCAUCAGCCUCAAUUUAGUCACAGACUACAGUACUCCCCUUAUCCUUGAACUUCUUGGGAAGGACGAGCAUGAAUUACUCCAAGCUUUUCGGAGAGAUCAUACGGAUCUCCUUAAGUCAGCCCCAGCGUAUCCUCAACAGACAGCAGAACUCCACUUCAUUUCACUUCUCCGAUGCUUGCUCGUCUUUUCUGGCGGGAGGGAUGAUGUCCGACAACGCAAGCUUAACCCCAAGAACUCAGCCAAGACCAAUGCCAACUUAUAUGGUUCUCUCUUCAGCAUUUCUGGAUCAGCUCGAUUUGGUUCUUUUAGCUUGCAGGCAAUGCUCAACGCGCUUUCAGAGUCCAAGAUCUUCGCCGACGACGAUAUUUACACGUUGGACAUUGCGCAUUUAACUAGUCGAAUGAUAGCCCUCCUUCCCAUCGGCUUCCCACAAGGAUAUUUGGUAUGA